Globicephala melas (long-finned pilot whale) is the source of this 989-nucleotide messenger RNA. It is a transcript of the gene KLK4, whose product is annotated as kallikrein related peptidase 4. Lineage: Eukaryota; Metazoa; Chordata; Mammalia; Artiodactyla; Delphinidae. The record is from RefSeq and is a predicted model, not a curated record. Gene Ontology annotation, molecular function: serine-type endopeptidase activity. Gene Ontology annotation, biological process: proteolysis.
AUGUCCAUGGCAGGAAACCCCUGGGGCUGGUUCCUGGGCCACCUCCUCCUCAGUGUCACAGGAUCCCUCGCCUGGGGUGGAGGCGGCGACAUCAUAAACGGCGAGGACUGCCACCCGCACUCGCAGCCUUGGCAGGCGGCACUGUUCUUGGAAAAGGAAUUUUUCUGCGGGGGCGUCCUGGUGCAUCCUCAAUGGGUGCUGUCAGCCGCACACUGUUUCCAGAAUUCCUAUACCAUCAGGCUGGGUCUGCACAGUCUUGGGGACGACCAUGAACCAGGCGGUCAGAUGAUGGAGGCUCACCUCUCCAUCCAGCACCCAGAGUACAACAGACCAUCUUUUGCCAACGACCUCAUGCUCAUCAAGUUGGAAGAAUUGGUGCCCCAGUCUGACACCAUCCAAAACAUCGGCGUCGCCUCACAGUGCCCGACCGCUGGGGAUUCUUGCCUCGUUUCCGGCUGGGGUCGGCUAGCGAAUGGCAGACUGCCCAAAGUGCUCCAAUGCGUGAAUGUCUCAGUGGUGUCGGAGGAGAUCUGCAGUGAACUCUAUGCCCCUGUCUACCAUCCCAGCAUGUUCUGCGCUGGCGGAGGCCGGGACCAAAAGGACUCCUGCCAUGGUGACUCUGGGGGCCCCCUGGUCUGCAACGGGUCCCUGCAGGGCCUUGUGUCCUUUGGACAAUCCCCCUGUGGCCAGCCCAAUGUGCCAGGCGUCUACACCAACCUCUGCAAGUUCACAGACUGGAUACAGAAAACCAUCCAGGCCAGUUAACUCCAGGGACUGGGACCCAUGGAAUUGAACCCCCAAAUAUAAGCUGCUGAAGGAAUUCAGGAAUCUGGGUUCCCAGUGCCUUCCUCCUUCAGACCCAGGAGUCUAGACCCCCUCCCCCAUCCCCAGUCGUCCAGUCCUGCUAAGAAUAUCUUCCUGUACACAGUGCCCCCUAGUGGCACAAUGUUGACCCUGCCUUACCAUUGGUAGAGAAAGUUGGGUUUUCA